Molecule: messenger RNA, 1223 nt
Organism: Actinia tenebrosa (Australian red waratah sea anemone)
Lineage: Eukaryota; Metazoa; Cnidaria; Anthozoa; Actiniaria; Actiniidae
Source: RefSeq, a predicted model, not a curated record
UUCUUCAAAAUUCUUUCUAGUGCCAGUCCCUUUUUAAAUUUGUCCAAAAGCCAGGUUACAAGGCUUGUACAAAAUGGCGGAUGCAAGUGAAAAGGCUAGUAAAGCUUCCAAGAAAAACCAAAAGAGGUCGCAAAAAAGAACUGAAGCGAGGAUAGAAAAAAUCAAACAAGAAGGUGUUGUUGAGCAAAUCUUUGAAGAGAAAGAUCCUAUCAAGGUCCUGAAGAAAAAACUCCAAGAAGCAAAAGAUAACAAGGAUCACAAACUAGCUGCAGAACUGAGGCAACAAUUAUGGGUUGCACAGGAUGAAGCUGCAGGUUUACUUGUGCCAGAUUCAGAAAAGCAAAAGGUCCAGCUACACAACCACAUAACAAAACUGCCCAGUGGUUCUGAGACAAACUCGCGUCUGACAAUGUUUCAAGGCACUCAAGAUAUAUUAAAUCAGUCUGGACCGGAGACGGGUGGCUUAUCGCCAUCAGAAAAACGGUUAAGAAAUCUAAAGAAAAAGCUUCAACAGAUACAUACUUUAAAAGAGAAACAAUUGAAGGGAGAGAAGCUAGAGAAUACACAGAUUGAAAAAGUUAAAGCAGAAGACUCGAUCUUAGAAGAAAUCAAGGAGUUAGAAUCAAUCUUGACAGGCACGUCAUUAUAGCGUCUUCUCUUUUCGCCAUGGAAAACAUACUCAUUUCAUUUUCAUUCACAAUCACAGACAGUUCGUAUUGUACAUGUAUAUGCACUCAAUUGCAAAAUCAUUGUCAGAUUCAAAAAACAAAGAAGAUAGAAACUGAGAUCCAAAUGGUACAUGGGAAGUACGCUAGAUAUCUAGUGAUACAACUCGUGCAAGGUGGAGGCUUUCCACACAUGUUAAAUAUCGACUGCGUAUCUCAAAUGAAUAUCAGAUGACAAAUAUGAUAUUUACCAGAAUAUACCUUUCGAUCUCAGAUUGUAUGUUAUAUGUUUUGAAUAACAAUUACAAUGACAGUGGUUUUGCAAUUGAGUGUAAAAAGGAAGCGAUUGUAAUAUGCGUACGAUCUUUUAUAGAUACUUUAUAGCUUUGAUAACAAUGAACACUAUCGUGGUAGAUCAUCGUAGUAAUUAGAACUAGUGCACUGUAUAUGAAUAUUUAACUURUGCUAAUAAAUAAACGAAUAUUGUACACGUGAAACUUUCUGUCACCCGCCUGAACUAACGAGAAUAAACGAACAAGGACGCUUUAGACGAUAAAA